Messenger RNA from Jatropha curcas, 1236 nucleotides. RefSeq names its product flavonol synthase/flavanone 3-hydroxylase. The record is from RefSeq and is a predicted model, not a curated record. NCBI's taxonomy places the organism in Eukaryota, Viridiplantae, Streptophyta, Magnoliopsida, Malpighiales, Euphorbiaceae.
UAUUGCUUCAUAUAUCUUCUCCUUCUGCUCAACACAAGAACGAAAAAAUAUAACUGACUAGCAAUGGAGAUAGAGAGAGUGCAAGUUCUAUCGAAAGGCGGGCUUCAGGAACUUCCACUCCAAUUUAUCCGCUCAAUCCAUGAACGACCGGGCAACACCAUAGCCAUCGAAGGGGUGACAGUGCCGGUGAUUUCCUUGUCACAGCCACAUGAUGUUCUAGUCAAUGAUGUCUUUAAAGCAAGUAGUGAAUGGGGUUUUUUUAUGGUCAUAGAUCAUGGAAUACCAUCUUCUUUGAUUCAACAGCUGCAAGAAGUGGGACAAGAGUUCUUUGAAUUGCCACAAGAGGAGAAAGAGUCCUACGCAAAUGACCCUAGCAGAGGGAAAUUUGAAGGGUAUGGUACCAAGAUGACAAAGAACCAUGAAGAAAAGAUAGAGUGGAUUGAUUAUUUUUUUCAUCUUGUGGCUCCUACUUCUCGGGUUAAUUAUGAUAUAUGGCCCAAAUAUCCUCCUCCUUAUAGGGAAGUGAAUGAAAAAUACAAAGAGGAAAUGCUGAGAAUUACAGAUGAGCUGUUGAAGCUGCUCUCAAAAGGGUUGGGUUUGGAAGAGAAGACAUUAAAGUCCCAUUUGGGAGGAGAAGAUAUAGAGCUAGAAAUGAAAAUCAAUAUGUACCCACCAUGUCCGCAACCUGAAUUGGCACUUGGAGUUGAACCUCACACAGACAUGUCUGCACUCACCAUUCUUGUACCUAACCAUAUUCCAGGUCUUCAGGUUUGGAAAGAUGGCAACUGGGUUGCUGUUCAUAACCUUCCUAAUGCUCUCCUUGUACAUGUUGGAGACCAGCUCCAGGUGCUAAGCAAUGGAAAAUACAAAAGCGUUCUACACAGAAGUUUAGUGAAUAAGGAAAGCACGCGCAUGUCAUGGGCAGUGUUUAUUGCACCGCCGCAUGAGGCGUUGAUCGGACCUCUUCCACAGCUUUUGGACGAUAAAAAUCCACCAAAAUACACCACGAAAACCUAUGCAGAAUACCGAAUCCGAAAAUUUAAUAAGCUCCCUCAAUAAAUAACGGGAUUUGCUCGUAGCUAAAACAUUUCCCACUUUUUUCUAUUGUCUUCAAUAAUUAUCCUGAAACAUUUCCUACCUUUCUUUAUUGUCUUCAAUUUGUACUCUUGCAAUGAUGCUUAUAUUAGUAUAAUUAUUAUCAAAUAAAAUGAAAUUCACCUACUUUCCUUUUUUCGU